AUGGUACCCGGCUUGCUCCUUUUCAUGUACCUGCUGUCCAUCGGCCAUGCCUCCCCUCGUCCUGCCGACAGAGACGAAGAGUGCCCCGCCUUGGCAUGCAAAACGACUAACGAAUGCAUCGAUUGGACUGAAAGGUGUGAUGGUUUCAUAGAUUACCUCGACGGCUCGGAUGAAGAGUGUACGGCUCCAGAUUGUUUGUCGCCCGACGUUUUCGGCUGUGGCAUUGUCCGCCGCUGCCUCUCUCUCGCUGUGGUAUGUGACGGUAAUAAUGAUUGUCCAGACGGUUCAGAUGAAGAAAAUUGUACAGCGUGUCCCCUGCCCAACUACUUCAAGUGUGAUAGUGGUGAAUGUGUACUCCAAGGAUUGCAGUGUAAUGGUGAUGAUAAUUGUAAAGAUGGUUCAGAUGAAGAAGAUUGCAUCAACAAAGAGUGUUACAAUCCCGAUGAUCUUAAGUGUGAAAGUGGUAAAUGUGUCCCCUCACACUGGCUGUGUGACGGUGCUGAUGAUUGUGGAGACGGUUCAGAUGAGAAAGAUUGUAUAAACAAAGAGUGUUACAACCGCGACGAUUUCAAGUGUGAUAGUGGCGAAUGCGUACACAUGCCACACUGGCAAUGUGACGGGGGUGAUGACUGUACAGAUGGUUCAGAUUAGGAAAAUUGUACAGCGUGUCCCUGGCCCAACUACUUCAAGUGUGAUAGUGGUGAAUGUAGCUCUAUGUAG
Branchiostoma belcheri (Belcher's lancelet) is the source of this 720-nucleotide messenger RNA. Its product is annotated as low-density lipoprotein receptor 1-like. Gene Ontology annotation, molecular function: protein binding. Lineage: Eukaryota; Metazoa; Chordata; Leptocardii; Amphioxiformes; Branchiostomatidae. Gene Ontology annotation, cellular component: plasma membrane. The record is from RefSeq and is a predicted model, not a curated record.